Molecule: messenger RNA, 1555 nt
Organism: Chrysoperla carnea
Lineage: Eukaryota; Metazoa; Arthropoda; Insecta; Neuroptera; Chrysopidae
Product: venom serine carboxypeptidase
Exons: 1
Coding region: 135-1550 (471 amino acids)
Biological process (GO): proteolysis
Molecular function (GO): serine-type carboxypeptidase activity
Source: RefSeq, a predicted model, not a curated record
GUACAAAUAAAUAAAGGGUCAAAAGAGAAGAGGGUGAAGUUCAAGCAAUAAUAAAAGUGAGAUAAUAACCAUAAAAUUUAGUUACAUUGAAACAUUUUCAUGUUUACAAUUAAUGUUACAAAUAAGAUUUCGUGAUGCUGUUUUUUAAUUUAAUUUUAUUUACAUUCGUUGUAUCGAGUUGGUGUAAAUUUCCAAAUGUGUAUCCAAAGUUAAAAUCAUAUCAGCAUGCUCCUGAUCCUGAUGAUCCAGGUGCACCAUUAUUUUUAACACCACUAAUAAAUUCUGGAAAAAUAUCUGAAGCACAGAAUGCGGCAAAAGUUGAUUGGAUCGGUUUUAAAAAUACAACAUCUUACGCUGGAUAUUUAACUGUUAAUGAAAAAACGAAUUCAAAUUUAUUUUUCUGGUUUUUCCCUGCAUUAAACGAUUUUGAAAAUGCCCCAGUUAUACUGUGGUUACAAGGUGGUCCAGGAGCAACAUCACUUAUUGGAUUAUUUACUGAAAACGGUCCAUUUGUUAUAAAAACUAAGCAUGGUGUAAAAUUGCGUAAAUAUUCCUGGCAUUUAUAUCAUUCAGUAAUAUACAUAGACAAUCCAGUGGGAACUGGAUACAGUUUUACUGAUAAAGAUGAAGGAUAUGCUCAAAAUGAGACAGCGGUUGGAGAGGAUUUGUAUAAUGCAUUAGUACAAUUUUUCAAACUAUUUCCAAAUUUACAAAAGAAUCCAUUCUUUGUCACUGGUGAAUCAUAUGCUGGAAAAUAUGUGCCGGCUUUUUCAUAUACAAUCCAUACAAAAAAUCCGAGUGCGGGUUUAAAAAUUAAUUUACAAGGACUUGCAAUGGGAAACGGAUUGAGCGAUCCUGGAAAUCAACUAUUAUACGGUGAUUAUUUGUAUCAACUAGGUUUGGUAGAUAGCAACGGAAGAGAUUACUUCCAUAAAGUUGAAGAUCAAUGUAGAGCGUUUAUAAAGGGCGGCAAUUGGAUUGAAGCUUUUGAAACAUUCGAUAAUCUCUUAAAUGGUGAUACGAUUAAUGGUUCAUCCUUAUUUUCAAAUAUAACUGGAUUUCAUUUUUAUUUUAAUUAUUUGCAUAGUGAAGACUACGAUAGCAUGGAUAUGAUGAGUUCAUAUGUUCAAAAAAAUUAUAUUCGAAAAGCAAUUCAUGUUGGUAAUAAAACAUUUAAUGUUGAAACGUCGAAGGUUGAAGAUCAUUUGAAACAGGAUGUAAUGCAGUCGGUAGCACCGUGGAUUAUACAGUUGUUAGCCAAUUAUCGUGUACUGAUUUAUAAUGGUCAGUUGGAUAUUAUUGUGGCAUAUCCAUUAACUGUGAAUUAUUUAAAGAAUUUAAAUUUUAAUGGUGCAAACGAAUAUAAAACUGCACCACGUAAAUUGUGGUAUGUUGAUUCAGAGUUAGCUGGAUACGUUAAAACUGCUGGUAAUCUUACAGAAGUUUUAGUAAGGAAUGCUGGACAUAUGGUGCCUACAGAUCAACCCAAAUGGGCUUUAGAUCUUAUAUCUAGAUUUGUUGCUAAUAAACCAUUUGUUACAGAAGAAUAAAUUUU